This is a messenger RNA of Acaromyces ingoldii, 4212 nucleotides long. RefSeq lists its product as hypothetical. The record is from RefSeq and is a predicted model, not a curated record. The coding region runs from base 1 to 4212 and encodes 1403 amino acids. The transcript is spliced from 2 exons. Lineage: Eukaryota; Fungi; Basidiomycota; Exobasidiomycetes; Exobasidiales; Cryptobasidiaceae.
AUGAAGCCGUUGGGACUCGUCGGCGUCAUUAAUGCACUGGCCCAUAUUCUCAUUUCGACCAGCACAGUCGUCGCGCUUCCCCUUUCACGCCCAGAUGACAUCGUGGGCGGACUGUCGGAGGAGCAAGUGACGAGUCGUUGCCAUGGCCAUGACCAGCAUCAGCGUGUCUUCAACGUGCUUCUGUACCAGCGCGAGCCAUGUGUCGGCGACGCUCCACCCACGUACGAGACUCCUCGCCCGCUUGUCCUUCUCUUCGACCGGACAGCCUCGGAGGACGAGGCGCUUGAGCAUGAGAGUUCGCCUGCCAAUACCUCGGACGGCGAAGUAGUAGAGCGUCGUUUCGUCAAGCCAAUUGGGCGGUUUCUCAAGAAUCUUUCGUUUGAGGAUCGCUUGGGGCUCGGCGGGGCCAUCGCAGGGUUACUUACCUUCUAUCCGUAUGCCAUUGCAUCCACGAUCUCGACUGCACAGACGCUGGACCAAAUGCGAGCGAAAAAGAAGGAAAGAGAGGAACUCGCCCGCCUUGAAGCUGCUGCUGCUGCUCGCGCCAGUGCUGCGGCCGCGUCAAGUCCACCGACUAACGUGCCUUCCCAACCCGAGCCUCAAGAAGUCCACGGUCAUCAUCAUGAACAUCUGGAGUCUCACAAUAACAGCAAAGACGCGGCAAAGCAGAAGCCUGCGCCAACUGGCAAGCCACCGGUACCACCCAACGGCAAAAAUGCCGGACCCCAGCCGGCUGCCAAAGUAGGUGCAUCAUUGCCGGCUGCUUCUCCGAAUGGAGCUACGGUCACAACCUCCGCGCCAUCUCCAGCCAUUACUAAGGGCAAGCGAGAACCGCAAAGCAUCGACUUGUCCUUUCCUCUCCUUCUCCGGAGCCCCAACUUUGACCUGAAAAUCGAGCCUUGGAACGGCGACGGAAGAGCAGCGGCGGCAAAGACCGCCAGAUCCGACCCUCUGCAGAAGCGCAGCCCUAUGCCUGUCAACGCGCCGGCACAAAUGCAGGCCUUUAAGCGGUUGAUUGCCAUUUCCGGUCUCGUUGUCGGCAUUUCUUACCUUCCCAAUGCCGGCAUGACGCUCUUUAACACCGUCCAGGCGAUGCCCGACCCUGAGCAUGAACGAGUCAAGGCUAGGCUGGCCGUGCUCAGAGCCCAGGAGGAGAAGGCAAAGGCCGAUGCUCAAAGCCAAGCCAAGGCAAAGGUCGAUGCUCAGAGCCAAAGCAAGGCAAAGAGAGAAAUGCCUGUGGUUGAAGACGAGGGUCGCUUGAUUGCCGUCCUUGUGCCCUGGUCUCUUCAGAACGACGGAGCACUUCUCGAUACUACGGGAGGCGACUUUGUGUUCGACGACGACGACGACGACACCACACGACGUCUGAUUAAGGAGUAUCUGCCUUAUGGAGAUGAGGUCGGAGAAGAUUUCCUGAAGCACAUAGAAGCCGGCUAUUACGUAAAGCAAAAUCAUCGAGGUGCACAUAUCGACGAUGAUGAAAGCGGCAAGCAAUCCUCCUGUGAAGUCCGGAUCUCACAAAGGAGCGAAGACCAAGCGCAGCAGCUUGAAUACGAUAAGAGGCAAAUUCUACCCAAUGGUAAAGUCCACCGCACUCACAUUCGACCAGCACCGUUUGCAAAGGGCCUUGCCAUCCUGUCCUUCGGCGGUGCUCUAGGAUUCUUUGCCGACAAAUUGGUCAAGCACCACAUGUCUCACAGAGUGGCAGUGAAGGAGGCUAUUAUUGCCCAGGCAAGCGACAAGGAGCUUGCGAAGGAUAUCUACAAGACUGGUGUUCUCGAAAACAAAGGGGGUCUUAUUGCUACUGUGGCAAAGCGUGGCCUCGACGAUCCAUCCUCAUCCCACGACUUGAUUGAUUGGAGCUCGGAGGAGGGAACAGGAAGUUCAGGAGAGGCUGAGACAUCGAGCACGAAACGGAAUGACGUCAAGCCACCAAAGGAGGAUCUGAAGACAAUUGUCACCGCCGCCGAAUCAAAAGAGUUGAAGUACUUUAAGCCCAAGAGUAAGCUUACAAAGACAAGCGCGGCUGCUCUACUCAACUUGGGCGUCCUCUCUGGCCUUGUCGUACAUCGUUGGCUGACUCGCGACGACGACAUCAAUAAGAAAUUGCUUCCCCUCGUCGACGCGCAUCUUCUCCACCAUCCUGUACCCAUUCCAGCACCUAUGUCAACAGCGCAAUCCGUUAAAGGUGUCCAGCCGAUCACCGUCAAGGCUAGGUCCCUUACGCUGGAUGACAUGCCAUUUCAACACUCGCAGGGGCAGGAUGCGAUGUUGAAAGACGUUCUUGAAUACCUCGACAAUAUUUCGCCGGCGCUGGGCAGUACCUCUAUGAAAUCUUACGCCAUCCUCUAUCCCGCUACACAAGAGUACGGUGAUCAUGGUGACCCUGAGGAAGUCUGCCGAGGAGAAAGGACGACCGCUCCUCUUGGAGGAAGCAAAACCAUGGAAGACCGAGCAAUGUUGAUGAACGACCAGCAAGGUGGUGAAGUCUCAGAGAGGACCGACCAGAACACAUUGCGCGGACGGCCUACAGCCAUGACGCUGAGCAAGGUCAUGCACCCUCUCUCAGAGCGCAAUCCGACUCAAUCAAUCGUCCAAGGUACCCUUUUGAAGCGUGGACUUCCGCUGGACGGAGAUAGGGACGAGAUUCGACUGCAGAAAAGGGCAAAAGGUAACAUUCGUGGUGCGGCAAAAAUGGUCAGCAAUGGAUUUGGUAGGAUUGGUGCGGGAGUUGGAAAGGUGAUUAACAAGCUCGUCGACGCUUUGAACGAUAAGAAGGCUCAGGCCCUUCUCACCGCUUCGUUCCUCUACCCCGCCGGCGUCGAGGUGAAAAAUGCUAUCUGGAAGCCUGGCACAGAGGCUGCACCUGAGACAGCUCAGCCCACGUCUCCGACUCCGCAUUCUCCCCCUAUUCCUCCUUCAACGACCCCGACGCCUCAGAAGACGGCGCCGGCAGUUUAUAAGAAGACAGGAAAGACGAGAACAAACAAGGUCACGCCCCUACCAGCGACAGAAGCUGAAACAGAACAUACGCCUCUUCUUCCAGUGAUGGACGUGAAAAAUGCAAGAGACAAGGAAGGUAAAGACCCGGCCAUGGUCAAGCGGGCUCGCAUAAGUGGAAGUAGCUUAAAGGGGCUGAAAAAGAUGGGAAAUCUCGUCGGCAAAGGCUUAGGUGUUCUCGGGAAAGGUUUCGGCAAAGGUCAAAGCAAAGUGGUCGAUACGCUCAAUCACCCCGGGAUGCAGGCAGCUACGACAUUAACAAUGUUUUUACCACUCGCAGGUCAAAUUGGCAACUCGAAGCAACCUCCCAACCCGGCUAAGAGAAGCAUCGAUGUCCCCUUUGGGCUUAUGCCUUCAGCAGAUCGGGACCUGCAAACUUCCGCAAAGGAGUCUUCGCUUACCAAGAGGUCCAGCACCUACCCAGAUGAUGGCCAGGAGAAUAAGCCUUUGCUGCUUCCAGUCAACCCUUACAGCGCGGAGCAAAGCGGAAAAGUGCUCGUCUCCCCUUCAGAGGACAGCGCAAGAUUCUUCACAGCGCCGCAUGAACCUCGUCUGGAGAAACGGGCAGAGAUCAAGGGCGCCGUGACCGCUAAUGUGGCCGCUUCGGCCUCACUCACCAAAACGACCGACAGAAUUACAGGCAGCAGCGCGAGCACGACCGACCCUGCACCGCCAAACCCCGCCUCAGAACAGCAGCAGGAGCCGCAGGGCAUUGCCUUGACGCUCAACCCCAAGGACGUAAAGCCAGGCGGGGGGAAACCAAAGGCGAAGAUCAGUUUCAAGACGUCGCCCAACAACCUCUUCUUCUCUGCAGAGACUGUCAUGAAGCGACGCGGUAUUCCUUCGGUCACGGUGCUUUCGCCAUUGUCCACAACAUCGAUGAGGAUGGUUCGGCGAAAGAGGCAGGCAGGGCGUAAGGACUGCGAGAAGGACGAAACUUUCUUACUCGACAAUGAGAAACCACUAACAUUCGUCAAGAGGGAGCCUGCUAACGGCCACAGUAAAGUCAACUACAGUUCUACAAAAGACGGGCAAGUCGAAUUCCACGGCCAGGCUGAUUUUCUUGGUCAGAAAGAGGACAAAGCGAGCUUACCGCAGAAUGUCGAGGUGAAGUACCACAAGGAUCCAGCUGGCGAGGCGGUCACAACAGUCACGUUGCGCACCAAAGGCCCUAAUUCGGCCGCUUCAGCUUCUGCGACUAGCACCCAUUAG